This is a messenger RNA of Yamadazyma jaroonii, 1779 nucleotides long. Lineage: Eukaryota; Fungi; Ascomycota; Pichiomycetes; Serinales; Debaryomycetaceae. The record is from the annotation of a GenBank genome assembly.
AUGACUCAUGCGAAUCGAUUUCUCAACAUCAUGAUCUCCCAAGCUAUCGGUGAAUCCAUCCCCAACAACACCGAACACGCUGUAUCCGUCACCCUUCCUACGUGGGAGGCCACAGUGGGCUACGAAGAAGGCGAAGAAUGGGUGGUAUCCAAGAUGAACUCAGGCUACCCCCGUUUCUUCAUCCACUCCAUCAUCCAACAACUAGCCUCCAACAUCACCGCCAAGUACGGUAGAACUGGUGAACAAUGUAUGGUUUUCUCGUCCUAUAAUAUCUCCAAACGUUGCAGAGACUUCAUUUAUUCCAAAACCCCUGCCAAUACCGCCAAACCCACCGUCAGAGUGCUUAAACUUUCCACCGUCCCACCUCGUACCGAUCUCGAGAAAUCUACCGUGGUAGAGACGUCCAUUGGGGUGAUUUUUUUCCCUCCCGCGGUAUUCACCCUAGCUAAGGCCUAUUGGCAGCACUCAGGGGAAGGUAUCUCCUCCCGGUUAGCGGAGUAUUUGCUUAAACAUUUAUUUCCCCAAUCCACCCAUAAAGUUGAUGUUACUGGUGACACAAAAGCCGAAAUUCAAGCUAGAAGGAUUCAGAAGAUUUCUCCCUCCAUUAACACCCCUACGGUACUGAAACGUCGGGACGAUGAAGAUACCACCAUGUUCAUUGAUCAGAAAUUCGGUAGAAUUUUAGAUUUGAAAUUUGCUCCUGCGGCUAAAAUUGCCUUAAAGAGAAGAAUUAUCGGCAAUAUCGAAGAAUUGGAUUUGGACUUGAAUAAGAUCAGAGAGAAUACCAAAAAGUUUGAUGCUGACGACGUUUACUUAUACCCCAGUGGGAUGGCGUCGAUAUUCAAUUGUCAUCAAGCACUUUUACUGGCUUUCCCCCCACAAAAAUCCGUAUGUUUUGGCUUCCCUUAUGUCGAUACCCUCAAUAUCUUGAAGAAAUUUGGUCCUGGAGUUCAUUUCCUUGGGUUAGGUGAUGACCAAUCGUUAGCGGAAUUAGAACAAAACCUUCUGAAUGGGAUGAAAAUCUCCGGAUUAUUCUGUGAAUGUCCAUCCAAUCCAUUAUUGAAAACCCCCAAUUUGAAGAAAAUCAGAGCUUUGGCCGAUACUUAUGACUUCGCCGUGGUGGUGGAUGACACUGUGGGUAACUUCAUCAAUAUCCACGUCUUACCUUACGCCGAUAUGGUUUGUACAUCAUUAACUAAAGUGUUUUCUGGAGAUUCUAAUGUUAUGGGCGGUUCAGUAGUACUUAAUAAGGAAACCCGUAAAUAUGCACAAUUGAAAAAAUAUUUCACCAUGCAUUAUGAAGAUGUGUUCUGGGCUCAAGACGCUUUGGUAAUGGAAAGAAAUUCUCGUGAUUUCGCCGAAAGAUCCCGUAAAGUUAAUGAAAAUACUCAAGAAAUUGUUAAUUUCCUUAAAAAUUGUUCAUUAAUAUCCAAAGUUUACUAUCCUUCACUUUCUGAUACUAAAAAUUACUAUGAUGACAUUAAAACCCAGAAUGGUGGAUAUGGAGGUUUGAUUUCUUUCAUAUUUCAUGAUCCUAAUGAUGCCAUUACGUUUUUCAAUGCCAUGAACUUCCAUAAAGGGCCAUCUUUGGGGACAAAUUUCACUUUGGCUUGUCCCUAUACCAUUUUGGCCCAUUAUGGGGAAUUGGAGGAGGUAGAGAAGUGGGAUAUCGAUAGGAAUUUGAUUAGGAUUAGUGUGGGGAUUGAAGAUAAGAAGGAGUUGGUGGAGGUUAUGGAGAAGCUGUUGGAGGUUACUUUGAAUUCGAGGCGAGACAGCUAG